CUCAAGAACCUCUUCCCUCCCCCAUCCCUCUCCGCCAGCUCAACCUUUGCCUGUCUGCGACUUGUUGUGCUCAAUCACUCGUGUCUAUACUCAUUGCAUUCUCCUCUUAUCCAUAAUGACCACCCAACUCACUCCCUCCAAGCAGGCUGCCACCUCUCUCGAGCAGUUCAAGAUGAGCGACUCGCCAGUCAAGAAGCUAAACUUCGCACCGGCUGACAAGGAGAACACCGCUACUCCCCUCGACGCGUCCGUUGUCGAGCAGACCAAGCCUGCCAUGGAGAAGCCUGCCGUGCAGGAAGCUCCCAAGGUAGCUUCUGGUAUCAAGGAGACCGAGGCCCACGAGCCUCUCCUCCAGGAGAAUCCUCACCGAUUCGUCCUCUUCCCCAUCAAGUAUCACGAGAUCUGGCAGAUGUACAAGAAGGCCGAAGCCUCCUUCUGGACCGCCGAAGAAAUUGAUCUCUCGAAGGAUUUGCACGACUGGAACAACCGUCUCAAUGAUGACGAGCGUUACUUUAUCUCCCACGUCUUGGCUUUCUUUGCCGCGUCUGACGGCAUCGUGAAUGAAAACCUGGUUGAGCGCUUCAGCGGCGAGGUUCAGAUUCCUGAAGCUCGCUGCUUCUAUGGAUUCCAGAUCAUGAUGGAGAACAUUCACUCCGAGACAUACUCUUUGCUCAUUGACACCUACAUCAACGAGCCCAAGCAACGUACCUACCUGUUUGAUGCUAUUGAUAACAUUCCUUGCAUUCGCAAGAAGGCUGACUGGGCUCUUCGCUGGAUCUCCGACAGAGAAUCCACAUUCGCUCAGCGACUGGUUGCAUUCGCUGCUGUUGAGGGUAUUUUCUUCUCUGGCUCAUUUGCGUCCAUCUUCUGGCUGAAGAAGCGCGGCUUGAUGCCUGGUCUUACUUUCUCCAACGAGUUAAUUUCCCGUGACGAGGGUCUUCACACUGACUUUGCCUGCUUGCUCUUCUCUCACCUCAACGUUCGCCCAAGCCCUCAGGUGGUUGAGAAUAUCAUUAUCGAUGCUGUUUCAAUCGAGCAGGAGUUUCUGACGGACGCGCUUCCUUGCGCCCUGCUCGGCAUGAACUCUAAGCUAAUGUGCCAGUAUAUCGAGUUUGUUGCCGACCGUUUACUCGUUGCUCUCGGCAACAAGAAGUACUACAACUCCACCAACCCCUUUGACUUCAUGGAGAACAUUUCCCUUGCUGGCAAGACCAACUUCUUCGAGAAGCGUGUUGGUGACUACCAAAAGGCUGGUGUCAUGAACAGCACCAAGAAAGACAAGGAAGCCGAAAAGAAAGAAGACAAUGCUGGCGGUCUUAGCUUCGAUGAAGACUUUUAGACCUGAAGCACUCUUUCUUGAAAUUUUCUUACGGAUAUCAGCGGGCUGUACAUGGCGUUGUCUCAUUUUCUUUGUAAACGAUUUGCUUUGCUUUUCUUAUGUCAUACCUCGAUGAGCUCAAUACACGGGUCCGGCGGCGUUAGUUAGGAUUUUGUCUUGCAUUUUAUUAUAUGCCCGGUGGUUCUUGUGUGACUGUAAUUAGCAUUAAUCCCAAUGUGGAUUUGGAUAUGUGAACCACGUGGACCAUGUAGGGAAUAUCAAUUGAUAGUAUAUUACAUCUAUAUACAGACAUAUUCGAAACCUCCA
Molecule: messenger RNA, 1645 nt
Organism: Talaromyces proteolyticus
Lineage: Eukaryota; Fungi; Ascomycota; Eurotiomycetes; Eurotiales; Trichocomaceae
Product: putative ribonucleotide reductase small subunit RnrA
Exons: 4
Coding region: 116-1339 (407 amino acids)
Biological process (GO): deoxyribonucleotide biosynthetic process
Molecular function (GO): oxidoreductase activity
Source: RefSeq, a predicted model, not a curated record